AUGGGUGUUUCUACUACCUCUGCACUGAGACCUGAGGGAAUAGCCAGUGUGAGUCCUAACAAGCCAAUUAAGACUGCUUCUUUGUUUGCACCUAAAUUACAGCAUGUGAAUAGUAAUACUUGUGAGGUCAAAUGGGAGUCUCUGGAGCCAAUAAAAGGAGAUCCAAUUGUUUACAACCUUCAAAUCAUCACUGAUAAAGGAACUGACCUGAUUUACAAAGGACCAAACACUUCAUUCUCCUUUUCCAAAUUUGUCACAAAUUCACAUUAUCGCUUCAAGGUCUGUGCUGGACGCCAAUACCACACUUCUGAUGGGAUACAAGAGCUCUGGGGACCAUAUAGCCCCAGCACUCUUUUCUCCACACAUAAGCAACAUCCAGGGCCUGGAAAAGGCAGUGAAGGAAAGGGGGGAAACAGCCCCAGUGAAGAGAAAGAAGAAAAGCCCAGAAUGGAGAUGAGUGAUGAUACAUUUAUUCUAAUCCUUGUGAUAGGAUUUGCACUAGUUGCUAUUUUGUGUGCUGUUGUAAUUCAAUAUUUUCUAAUCAACUAAUUUUUAUCCACUUUACCUUUUUAGGAAGUUCUAAAACAAAUUACAUCAAAUAUAGAACUUU
Molecule: messenger RNA, 610 nt
Organism: Lynx canadensis (Canada lynx)
Lineage: Eukaryota; Metazoa; Chordata; Mammalia; Carnivora; Felidae
Product: fibronectin type III domain containing protein 3C1-like
Exons: 3
Coding region: 1-549 (182 amino acids)
Molecular function (GO): protein binding
Source: RefSeq, a predicted model, not a curated record